AUGGCAGCAGACCCCAGCUCCCUCUGUUGGAUGCUCAAGCAUUGCCAGGCCUCCCCCAAGCACUGCUGGGGCCCACCUGCCCACCCCUCCCAGCCUGAUUGGCUCAAGGUCCUGGAGAGCUUGGGAGUGCUUGUCCAGCAACCAUCAUGCAAGGUGGUGCUGGCGGUCAGCCUGCUGCUUGGGGCUGGAGGCCUCUGCCUCUGGUUCCACUGGAGGAAGAAGUCCGUCAAGAGAUUCGAGGAUUGUAGUAAAGAAUCUGUAGUGUCCACUGUCGUAGAGAAUAAGAGUGAUCCCUGGAUCAAAUCCCAUUUCAGUCGCCUUUCAGAUGAAAAGUUAUGCGCCCUGCUGCGAGAGGGUGGCAGUGGGGAGGCCAGUUGUGCCAGUACCAACGUGCAAGUAGAAACCUGUACCUCAAGGGUUCGAGAAGGCAGAAAUGCUGAUAUCCAUAAGGAAUCCUAUGUCAGCAGGCAGAGGAUGUCAGGAAGCAAAGUGUUUAAGGACUCCCACAGACAGUCUUCCAAGUCGAGCGCGGCGGAUGAGUCAACAUGGGCAUCAGUGGCCGCGUGUGUGCGGGAAAUUGACGUCACUGGUCGGCGCCUGGCGGAUUCCAUGCUUCAGCGGGCCACGGACUACAACAACUCCGGUCAUUUGGAGUCGAAGGACAUUAAUAAGGAAGAGCUCAAGGCCCUGGAAGAAGUAGAGAUGAAAGUCAAAGGGAAUUUCCUGACCCAUCGGGAAAACAAUGUAGCUGGUUCAAGCAGUGGCCACCGCUGUUACGGUAAUCAGAGCCAGCCACAGCGCAGCCACCGUGGUUAUUUUGAAGUUACCUAA
Messenger RNA from Trichosurus vulpecula (common brushtail), 831 nucleotides. It is a transcript of the gene C8H10orf62, whose product is annotated as chromosome 8 C10orf62 homolog. The record is from RefSeq and is a predicted model, not a curated record. Bases 1 to 831 code for a protein of 276 amino acids. The transcript is spliced from 2 exons. Lineage: Eukaryota; Metazoa; Chordata; Mammalia; Diprotodontia; Phalangeridae.